This is a messenger RNA of Dichomitus squalens LYAD-421 SS1, 525 nucleotides long. RefSeq lists its product as uncharacterized. The transcript has 4 exons. The record is from RefSeq and is a predicted model, not a curated record. Bases 1 to 525 code for a protein of 174 amino acids. NCBI's taxonomy places the organism in Eukaryota, Fungi, Basidiomycota, Agaricomycetes, Polyporales, Polyporaceae.
AUGUCUUCGACUCCCGCGACGACGGAGUAUCAUACUCCCUCCAAAGCUACCUCUCACAUCGAAAUCGUGACAUGGAACGUUGACUUCAAGGGACAAGUCGCCGCUGCCGGUCGAGUGUCCUGCAUACUCGACCACCUCAGAGACGUCGUGCUCGAAAACGAGCUGCAGUCGGCUGUGAUCCUACUACAGGAACUGAAUCAGUUCAGCUUCGCCAGUGUUCUCGAGCACAGCUGGGUGCGAAAGCAUUUCGCCAUUACUCCUCCUGACACGAAGAGCUGGCCCUGGCCGCCUCGGUACGGCAUUUCCACACUUGUCUCGCGCCAGCUGCAGGUCGGAGUAGCCUACAACGAGAUGCUGCAUUUCCGCAAGACUGUCAUGGGCCGCACUGCGGUGUUCGUCGACGUGUCGCUGCAGCUGUCAGGCGAUGAACCUAACUACGCCAAACAAGUCAUCCGCAUCGCGAAUACUCACCUGGAGUCACUCUCGGACGAGGAGUACAUGCCGGAGUGGUGGGAGGCGACAUGA